AUGACAAUUGCUAACAAUUUGAUAUCUACUCUUUGGUGCUGAGAAACAAACUAAACACCUACAAAUGUGCAAGUAACAUUUCAAUAAGUAAUAAAUUAGUUACUGAACAGUAAAUUGAAAUAUAUUUGUUAUUUCAUAAGUGUACGUAACGCAAUAUAAUAAUGGCAACAGCAAUACAGGAUCGUACUAUUCCCACUAUGGAUACUUUGGUCAAAUAUGACAACCCGAUUUUGGAUACUAUUCGGCCAGAAAAGAUACGUAAAGAGACAGCACCAAAAAUUGGUGCAACAGUUUGUAAAGUUCAAACGACUCCUCUUACGGUUGAUAUGCGACGCGAGACUGCCGAUAUUCUGAAUAGGAUUUUGCCUCCAAAACAAUGGGAAGAAGAUGGUCAAACAUGGAUUCAACAAGUGUCGAGUACGCCAGCAACAAGGCUCGAUGUUAUUAAUUUGCAAGAGCAACUUGAUAUGAGACUACAACAAAGGCAAGCAAGAGAAACUGGUAUUUGUCCAGUACGCAGGGAACUUUACACGCAAUGUUUCGAUGAAAUAAUACGUCAGGUAACUGUAAAUUGCUCUGAACGUGGUUUACUUUUGCUUAGAGUUCGAGAUGAACUCAAAAUGACAUUAUCCGCAUAUCAGAUUUUGUAUCAAAGUAGUAUUGCUUUCGGUAUGCGCAAAGCUCUACAAGCCGAACAAGGAAAAGAGGAUUUAAUUGCUACCGCGGAUGAGCUACAGUUGCAAAAAAGUGACCUAGAGAAGACUGUUGCCGAAUUGAAGCAGAAAUUUGAACAGGCGCAAAAAAGAGCAGCUGAAUUAAGAGAAGCUGAGGAGAAGAAACAUAUGGAAGAAAUUCAAUUUCUUAGAAAAACAAAUCAACAGUUAAAGACACAACUAGAAGGUAUUAUUGCACCAAAAAGAUAAAAUUAUUAUAAAUUUAAUAAUAAUAAUUAAAAAAAAAAAAGAGUUUAUUAAUUUCUUACGAGUACUUUACCACAUUUUAUUUACCAUCAUGUAAUAAUAGAGCAAGUAUAAAGAUGUAUAUUUGCACUUAUAUAUAAAUUAUUUUAAAGUAAAUAUUAACAUAUUUUAUAAUAUUUAACACUAUCAUUGUUUCGGAAUCAUAUUUAUUGGUUAUGUUAUUUUUUCUGUACAUACAAAAGUAUUUUUUUUAGAUGUUUCAUUACUCGUUUAUUAAAAAUGACUUGAUUUGUAAAUUAUUUCAGUUAAGAUUGGCACUUUAUAUUUUUGUUAAUAUUCUGAUAAAUAAUGACGUUAUUGAAUUUAUUAUUGUCACUGUAAUGCUGACAAAAGAUAUACAAUUUAUCAAAAAAAAAUUAGUUUGUUUUUCAUUCAUGUAAUCUUACUACUAAUGCAAUCGAUUGGUCCCGCUACCUUAAUCACACUUUACACUACAGUUAAUGGUGGACUUGAUACAAUCAAUAUUUACUAUAUCAUUUUGCAUGUAUAAUUUCAAUGCAUCUUAAUAUUAAUAAUAUCGUCCGCUUUACUAAAACAAUUUACAUGAUACAUGUAAAACGACACUUUUAUAUUUAAAAGAAUUUUUUUUUCUUAUUACUGCCAGUAUGUAGAAAUUGAAUAAGUUACAUCUAAGAUAUAAACAAUAAUAUUAUCUUCCAUUUUCCUUCAUUUUGCUUUAUAUAUUGCAAUUUCGAACUAGUUUGCAUGAAAAUACGAGUACUAUCAAUUGAUAUUUGUCCAUGUAAUAAUCGGUUAUACAUAUAUCUAUAAUGCAAAAUUUUAAUACGAAAUUAUAUUUUAACAAAAUUAAAAUAUAAAUUCUACAUAUUCGAAUUAUUAAGUAUUUUUACAUUUCUUUUACAGAUUGCCCAGUUUUUUUUUGUUAGUAUAUAUUGAAUACAUGUUUCAUAAUACUAAUUAUAAUCGUAAUUGUUGUAUACAAUAAUACAAACGUUAUUCUUACAUUCCUGUAUUGUAAAAUAAAAUUUCAUCAGUUAUAAAAUAUAACAAACAUCAGCAUAAAUAAAUGAAAUCAAAUAAAUUUAAAAAACAAAUUCAUUAGUAUUAUAUUUAAAACAAUUUGAAAAUUGAAUACCCCUAUUCGUUAACUUUGCGGCAACUUUGACGAGAAAUUGAAUAAUAAUAUGGAAUAAAUUUGUUUCUAAAUGUGAAUAUCAUUAUAAAAUAAUUAUAUUCGAUAAUCAGGAUAAUACACAUAAGUUUAAAAUAAAUUCCAAUGUGGAUUACGAUAACUUUAUAUGACAUAUAUAUUAAUUUACUUACUUCUAAGGAAAAAUAAAUAAAAUACUUUACAUACCACGAUAACUAGAUGUGUUUUACAUUACUUUCAUUUUAAUGUUAGCUAAAUAUAACAUAUUUUACGUACACUUGAAACCAAUAUAAUAUUAUAUCAUAAUUUAAUAAAAACUUUCCGCUUGCACGUUAUUCCUAUGCAGUAACCAAAAUAUUAUUUUCUGUAUUUUACCUAAAUUGCUUAUAUUUUUUUAAAUAUAAGAA
Messenger RNA from Hylaeus anthracinus, 2498 nucleotides. RefSeq names its product axonemal dynein light intermediate polypeptide 1 (gene Dnali1). Bases 162 to 923 code for a protein of 253 amino acids. NCBI's taxonomy places the organism in Eukaryota, Metazoa, Arthropoda, Insecta, Hymenoptera, Colletidae. The transcript is spliced from 6 exons. Gene Ontology annotation, cellular component: axoneme; filopodium. The record is from RefSeq and is a predicted model, not a curated record. Gene Ontology annotation, molecular function: dynein heavy chain binding.